This is a messenger RNA of Microthlaspi erraticum, 4419 nucleotides long. The record is from the annotation of a GenBank genome assembly. Lineage: Eukaryota; Viridiplantae; Streptophyta; Magnoliopsida; Brassicales; Brassicaceae.
AUGGCUCCUUCUACUGUUAAAGAUGGCUCUUUCGUUUCUUUGGAAGAUCCAGAGGGUGAAGUUAUCGAGGAGGUUUGUUCUACAGUUACUGUUGGCUCGUUCGUAUGGGUGGAAGAUCCGGCGGAGGCAUGGAUGGAUGGUGAAGUUGUGGAGGUUAAUGGACAAGAUAUAAAGGUCCGAUGUAGCUCAGGGAAGACGAUUGUUGUCAAAGUUUCAAACACAUAUCCGAAAGAUAUGGAAGUUCCACCUUCUGGAGUGGAUGAUAUGACAACGCUAGCGUAUUUACAUGAACCAGGAGUCCUACAGAAUCUGAAAUCAAGAUAUUAUAUAGACGAAAUAUAUACUUACACAGGAGAUAUUUUGAUUGCGAUAAACCCUUUUAAGAAGCUUGAGAAUCUAUACAAUGACCAUAUGAUUGCACACUAUAAAGGAGUCGCCUUUGGAGCAUUGAACCCUCAUCCGUUUGCAGUUGCAGAUGCAGCUUACAGACAAAUGGUUAAUGAGGGAAUUAGCCAAUCAAUCUUGGUGAGUGGUGAAAGUGGAGCAGGGAAAACUGAGACUGCUAAAGUGCUUAUGAAAUAUCUGGCCAAAAUGGGAGGUCGAGCUGUUUCCGACAGAAGGACUGUCGAAGAUCAAGUUUUGGAGUCCAAUCCUGUUUUGGAAGCAUUUGGGAAUGCCAAAACCGUCAGGAACAACAAUUCAAGCCGAUUUGGCAAGUUCGUGGAGAUUCAGUUUGAUCAAAGGGGAAGGAUAUCAGGAGCUGCUAUCAAGACUUAUUUGUUGGAGAGAUCACGCGUUUGUCAAGUCUCAGAUUCUGAGAGAAACUAUCACUGCUUUUACAUGCUUUGUGCUGCACCAACAGAGGACACAAAGAAACUAAGACUAGCGGAUCCAACAACAUUCCGUUAUCUGAAUCAAUCUCAAUGUAUUAAGUUGGAAGGGAGGGAUGAUUCAGAGGAGUAUGCUAAAACCCGAGAAGCAAUGGGCAUUGUCGGGAUAAGCUCAGAGGAGCAGGAAGCAAUAUUUCGAGUUUUAGCAGCUAUUCUUCAUCUUGGUAACAUAGAGUUUGUAAACGGAGAAGAAGUAGACUCGUCAGUUCCUAAAGACAAGAAGUCACUGAAGAUUGCCGCUGAGCUUUUCAUGUGUGACGAGCAGGCAUUGGAAGAUUCUCUUUGUAAACGUGUAAUGGUGACACCUGAAGAAACAAUUUCCAGAUGUCUGGAUCCUGAAUCUGCGGCAUUCAGCAGAGAUGCCUUGGCAAAAUUUGUGUACUCAAGAUUGUUUGAUUGGAUCGUAAACAAGAUCAAUAUUUCAAUUGGGCAAGAUCCUGACUCAAAAAGCAUGAUCGGAGUGCUGGAUAUUUAUGGAUUUGAGAGUUUCAAGACAAACAGUUUUGAGCAAUUUUGCAUCAAUUUGACAAACGAGAAACUUCAGCAACAUUUUAAUGAGCACGUGUUAAAAAUGGAACAAGAAGAGUACAAGAAAGAAGAAAUUAAUUGGAACCAAAUUGAGUUCUCUGAUAAUCGAAAGGUUUUGGAACUUAUUGAGAAGAAACCUGGUGGUAUUAUUGCUCUUCUGGACGAGGCUUGCAUGUUCCCAAGAUCAACACAUGAAACAUUUUCUCAAAAGCUGUACGAAACAUUGAAAAAGAACAACUACUUCAGCAAGCCAAAAUUAUCUCGUACUGAAUUCACAGUCUGCCACUAUGCUGGUGAUGUCACCUAUCAGACGGAUCAGUUUCUUGAAAAGAACAAAGAUUAUGUUGUUGCUGAGCAUCAGGCUCUGCUAGGUUCUUCUAGGUGCACUUUUAUUGCAGAACUGUUUCCUGUUCGAAUGGAAGAUGCUAGCAAGCAGUCAAAGUUCUCUUCUAUAGCUGCACAAUUUAAGCAACAAUUAGCAUUACUGAUCGAACGUCUUAGUACUACUGAGCCUCGCUAUAUUCGUUGCGUGAAGCCUAAUAAUCUUCUAAAGCCUUCUAUCUUUGAGAACCAAAAUGUUCUGCAACAGCUACGUUGUGGGGGUAUGAUGGAGGCAAUCAGGAUUUGUCGUGCUGGAUAUCCUGCACGAAAACAUUUUGAUGAAUUCCUGGACAGAUUUUGUAUCCUAGCUUCUGUUACUUUGGCCAAGAGUUCUGAUGAGAAAGCAGCCUGCAAGAAGCUCCUGGAGACAGUUGGACUUAAAAGAUACCAGAUUGGAAAGACGAAGGUUUUCCUCAAGGCUGGGCAGAUGGCUGAAUUAGAUGCUCGGAGGACUGAGGUGUUAGGAAGAGCAGCCAGAAUCAUACAGUCGAAAUUCCGCUCCUACCUGCUCCUCAAGGCUGCAACAAAUUUGCAGGCUGUGUGCAGAGGUCAACUAGCUCGACAUAGAUUUGAGGACUUGCGCAGAAAAGUAGCUGCUGCUCUAAAGAUCCAGAGAGCUUUGCGGAUCUACCUUGAUAGGAAGUGUUUUACAGAAGCUGUUGUUACAAUCCAGUCUGGUUUCCGUGGCAUGGCUGCUCGUCUUGUACUGCGAAGGAAGACCAAGGCCACAAUUGUGAUUCAGAGGCAUUGCCGUAAAUUUGUGGCAGAGUCGCACUACAAGAAGCUGAAGAAAGCAGUGAUUACGACACAAAGUGCAUGGAGAGCGAGGCUAGCCCGUAAAGAACUGCGAGAGCUUAAGAUGGCUGCAAAGGAAACUGGAGCUCUUCAAGCUGCCAAGAGUAAGCUUGAGAAGCAAGUGGAAGAACUCACAUGGAGACUUCAGCUUGAGAAACGCAUGAGGGUGGACGUGGAAGAAAGUAAAACACAAGAGAAUGCAAAACUGCAAUUAGCAUUGGAGGAAAUACAAGUCCAGUUCAAGGAAACCAAAGUGUCGCUCUUAAAGGAAGUGGAAGCUGCGAAAAGAAAUGCGGAAAUUGUUCCUGUAAUAAAGGAGGUUCAUGUUGUUGACACCGAGCUAAUGGAUAAACUUAAGAGUGAAAAUGAAAAGCUCAAGAGCCUGGUAAGUUCGCUGGAGCAGAAGAUUGAUGAAACAGAGAAAAGAUUCAAGGAGACAAGCAAAAUCAGUGAGGAGAGGCUGCAGCAGGCUCUAGACGCUGAAGCCAAAAUUGUUAAUUUGAAGACCGCCAUGCACAAACUAGAAGAGACAUUAGAGGAUGUGAAAUAUGAAAACCAAGUUUUAAAGAAAUCUGUCUCAAGCACACCUGUUAAGACAGCAUCAGGACGGCUCCUUUCUACUCCAGUAAAGGGUGCUGAAUCAGGAUCUGACACUAAGUCGAGGGGAUCCCAUAUUGAUCCUCAACAUGAGGAUGUGGAUGCCCUUAUCAACUGUAUCACCAAAAACGUUGGAUUCAGCCAGGGGAAGCCUGUAGCGGCAUUUACCAUCUACAAAUGCCUUCUUCAUUGGAAAUCCUUUGAAGCAGAAAAAACCAAUUUGUUUGAUCGUCUUGUUCAAGUAAUUGGCUCUGCUAUUAAGAAUGAAGAAGACAAUGCUAAUUUGGCAUAUUGGUUAUCCAACACUUCGACCUUAUUGUUCAUGCUCCAACAAAGUCUGAAAUCUGGUGGAACCGGAGCCACUCCACUUCGAAAGUCACCUUCUCUCGUCCGAUGGAUGACCAAGGGUUUCCGUUCUCCAGCGGCUGAAGCGAUUCGACCAGUUGAUGCCAAGGAUCCAGCUUUGCAUUUCAAGCAGCAGCUUGCAGCAUAUGUUGCAAACAUUAUCGGAAUUAUUUGGGAUAACAUGAAAAAGGAGUUGAACACUCUCCUCACUCUCUGCAUCCAGGCACCUAAAGCGUUUAAGGGGAAUGCGCUAAUAUGCAUUACAACGGCUAAUUACUGGCAAGGGAUUAUUGAAGGCCUAGAUGCACUGCUUAUCACACUAAAAGACAACUUUGUUCCUUCGGUUCUCAUCCAGAAGAUAUUCUCUCAGGCUUUCUCACUCAUCAAUGUCCAACUAUGUAACAGUCUUGUCACGCGACCAGACAACUGUUCGUUUAUCAAUGGAGAAUAUGUAAAAUCUGGUUUAGAAAAGUUGGAGAAAUGGUGCUCCGAAGCAAAAGAAGAGUAUGCUGGCUCAUCUUGGGACGAGCUCAAACAUACCAGACAGGCUAUUGGAUUCUUGCUCAUCCAUAAGAAAUACAAAAUCUCGUACGAUCAGAUUGCAAAUGAUCUGUGUCCAAUCCUUAGAAUUCAGCAGCAUUUCAAACUGUGUACUCUGUACAAGGAUGAGAUCUACAACACAAAAAGUGUUUCCCAAGAUGUCAUCUCAAGCAUGACAGGAGUUAUGACAGACAGUAGCGACUUCUUGUUAAAAGAUGAUUCGAGCAACAGCAUUUCCUUCUUGAUUGAUGACUUAUCUAGUUCAAUGCAAGAUAAAGACUUUGCCCAAGUGAAACCUGCUGAGGAACUCCUGGAAAACCCAGCUUUCAUUUUCUUGCUUUAG